AUGCUCUCACUGACGACCGUGUCCGAAGAACCCAGGGAUCCGAUCGCCCUUUCCACCGGCAUCAAUGCAGAUGACCCUAGUUUUAGUGUGCCUCCGCCGAUACCAGUCCCUGAAGAUGACGCACGCGAAAUCCUCGGUGCGGCUGUCGAAUGUUGCCGCGGCUUACUCAAAACCUCGACGCUCAUUAGGAAUGCCAGUUCGAGGGAUCGCUUCCAGACUGCGCUCCAGAGAUCACGGGAUACAUUUAUGGAUCAGUUCGACAUCAAUCACACUCGGGAAAAAUACCCGAAGCUGGCACGGCCAGGUUCUGAAUGGCUGGCUAGGAGGCUGGGCCGAGCCAUCACACUGAGACGGCAAUUUCUACGGUAUUGCAGAGAACACCAGGACUCCUUGGCGCACCAGGACGACAACAGUGCCAAUUCCAAUUCUAACCCCAACCAAACAUCAAACCUGUCGCCUAAUAUCUCCAGCGGCACGGAAAGAUCUGGGGCGCAUCUGCCGCUAGGUGUGGACAGUGGCAUGUCCCAGGCGGGAAUUACAGAACCAGGGACUACAGCGUCCACCCUAUUCGCCGGGCAGUUAGAUAUCGUCCAGGAGGGGCCGGAAGACGACGGGGUGUCGUACACCUCGGCCGCGCAUUCUGACUUGGCGCCGGGGGAUGAUGUGGUGUUGGAGUUACCAAGCCUUCAAACUCUUACGAAGGACAACCCCGCGACCGAUUUUGAGUGCCCUUUUUGCCAUAUCAUUCAAAGGUUCAAGCGGGACAAGGGAUGGAGACGCCACGCGUUCAGCGACCUCAAAUCGUAUGUCUGCACAAUGGGCCCCGCCGAGUGUGACCUCCAGCUCUUUGCAGACAGCAACACUUGGUUCGAGCACGAACUCCAAAACCAUCGAUGUACCUGGUCCUGUACGCUUUGUAGUUCCGGUACCUUCCGAUCGGCCGAUUCCUUCAAAGAACACGUCCAGGGUGCCCACCCCGGAUUUUCCGAGUCCGAAACCCGGCUCUUAGACCAGGCUAGUCGCCGCGCACUAGAUCUUAUUCCCGCGGCCGAUUGUCCUUUCUGUGACGAGUGGGAGCAGAAGAUUCGGGUUGCCAUGCAGGACGACAACUCAGACAACAACGAGUCGACCCCAGGGAGCGAGGGGAGUCGUACUGUUCCCCCGGCAGACGUUCUCGUCGUGACGCGUACCCAAUUCCGGAAGCAUGUGGCCUCCCACAUGGAACAACUCGCGCUUUUCGCUGCCUCAAGAUCAACAAUUGACCCAGGAGCGGAACAGGAGCACGAACAGGGAGGUGGCAGCCGCGGCAGUUCGAACGCAGCACUGCCGAGUCAAGUUCUGGAGUCCACCUCGGAUGCCAAUAACGCGGGACUGAAUUGGUCCCCAGAUCCUCCACUCCAUGUAGCUGCCUUUGCGGGGGAGAUCAACGAGGUACGGCGAUUGCUCGGAGAAGGUGCGGACGUCCUGGCGGGCGGAGAGACUUGGGGCAGUGCUAUCUUAGCGGCCGAAGCCGGGGGGCACAGUAAUAUUGUGGCGCUUCUGAAGUCACCGCAGCCCGACAGCAUCAACCCACAGCCUACCAUCGCAGAUGAUCAGGAGCGGACGACCGAAAUCGAGGCUCGUAGAAUUCUCCGCCCAGCGGGAAUGGUGGGCCAGUAUAUUACGCCGUCAGUGCGACUUACCAGCCUCCUAGGCUUUAAGGAGAAGGAGGGGGUGGCCAUAUAUGAGGCCAUCGAUACUGUGCAGUCAGAAAAAUGCGUGGUAAAAUGCUUUGAAAAGCUUAGCAUUGGAUCACCUCUAGGCAUGCACAAUAUUAAGACCGAACAGCCAGAUGAGAUCAAGAUGCACCAUUUGGCAUCAGCACACCCUAAUGUUCUAUCAAUUCGGAAAGUUUUGGACACGUCCGAGCACUGGUAUAUGAUCCUGGACUCUUUCCCGGAAUCGAAUUUGGACGACUACAUUACCGAGCACGAUGAAGAUAUCAUUGCCGGCCAAGACGAGUUAAACAAGCGCCUCUUCCUCCAGUUGCUUGAUGCUGUCGAGCACUGCCACAGGCUCGGUAUCUACCACCGAGACCUGACACUGAAAAAUGUUUUUGUAACGAAUGGAGGAGCGACGUUGAAGCUGGCCGGGUUUGGCAUGGCUACCACUCGCAGGAGAAGUGAGGAUUUUGAGCAUGGGACACCGUCAUACAUGGCACCUGAAUGUUGGAAAUCGUAUGCCCCUGGGCGGUCGUCCUACGAAUGUGCCCCAGCCGACGUCUGGGCUCUCGGAGUUAUCCUAUGGAAACUUACGACUGGAUCGUUUACAUGGGAACGUGCCUCGCUCGAUGACAUCUGGUAUAAAUACUACGUAGAAGACCCACAGCACCUGGGACCCAUGUUCACUCUGACAGACGGCGCGGUGGAUCUCUUUGCCCGCGUGUUCACACACAAUCCCGAGCUCCGUAUCACUAUAUCCGAGUUCCGAAGCGCGUUACUAGCUUGCGACAAACUUGCGAAAUCUGCACCGGAAACGACGGAGGGUGUGAGAGAACAACCGCUGUCACGAGUGAUGCGCAUGACGCCUCUAAUGACCUGGGAUGGAUCUAAUAGGGAAACGGCGACGUUGACGAACGCAGUUAGUUUGGCAGCCCUAGAGGCGUCCCGGAAUGGAUCUAGGGAAACGGCGACGAAGACGAACGCAGCCAGUUUGGCAUCCGGCGGGGAGGUGACAGUGUUAGAUUCUAGUGGCAGGAGUCAGUAG
Messenger RNA from Dichotomopilus funicola, 2745 nucleotides. RefSeq lists its product as uncharacterized. The transcript has 4 exons. Gene Ontology annotation, molecular function: ATP binding; protein kinase activity; protein binding. The record is from RefSeq and is a predicted model, not a curated record. Gene Ontology annotation, biological process: protein phosphorylation. Lineage: Eukaryota; Fungi; Ascomycota; Sordariomycetes; Sordariales; Chaetomiaceae. The coding region runs from base 1 to 2745 and encodes 914 amino acids.